Messenger RNA from Capsaspora owczarzaki ATCC 30864, 2019 nucleotides. RefSeq lists its product as hypothetical. The record is from RefSeq and is a predicted model, not a curated record. Bases 1 to 2019 code for a protein of 672 amino acids. NCBI's taxonomy places the organism in Eukaryota, Filasterea, Ministeriida, Capsasporidae. The transcript has 4 exons.
AUGCAGGCCCUGAUCGACGCUGGAGUGCUGACCGGCAGUUCAAAAUUCCACCAUUUUCUCGAGUCCAUUGCCACCGAGUACUAUAACAAGGAAGCAAUCCUGAAACAGAUGUCCGACCACUACGAAGAAGUGACCAAGGCCAGUGCUGACGACCGCAUUGCGUAUCCAAUGGGCGUUAUCGCCGGUAUUCCUGGCAUUGGCAAAACUCGGGCCUUGUUCGAGUACAUGAGGCACGCGAUCGAGUGCACGCAAAAGUCCUCCACAACCACCCAAGUUGUGCCAAUCUUCGUGACUUACAACAACAAGACGUUGUUUGGAGCGCUCGAUCGAGCACUUGGCGGCGGAGCGAGCAUCGCCUACAGAAUGCUCCUGUCGUAUGCCAUGCCCGGUGCGGCCUAUUGGGAGAUUGAGCAGGCAAGCAAAGUUGCAAAGGCCAUCGGCAACAUCGGCCUCAAAGAUGCCCUUGACAUUAUCGCCGAGCACGCCCUGCAACACACCCCGGACCUGAGCGUCUUUGGCCUGCCUUCCUCAACCCACCAGUCAACUAAGCCACAGCGCGUGAUGUUCGUGCUCGCUGUAGAUGAGUUUCAACGGGCUUUGACCAACAGUGGUCACACCAGCAAGCCUCGCGACGCCACCACCAACAAGCCGGACAGCCCUUUCUUCCAGGCUGUUUUCGACGCUCUUGGAAAAAACUCCAUAAGGGCCACCGCCAGUUCAUGGCAUAGCACCGCUCUGAUUGCGGGGUUGGUGUAUGUUCCAUUCGAGAAUCUCGUGCGCACGUCGAGCUACACCAUCGUGCGUUUCGAAGUCCCGUCCCUCACCUUCCAGGAGUCUGAAGACUGGGUGAAAGCCUUCCUGGAGAGGCAGAAACCCACAACGCCCGAUGCCCAAGCCCAGUUACUACUCGCCCGGAAAAAGCUGCCGUCUGACCGGGCAUUCCAGCGCGUCUUGAUCUACGCGUCUGGUCAUGCCCGAAGUUUGGAGCGCAUUUGCAAGGCUAUAAAGUCGCUCUCGCUUGAGAGCACGUUCAUGCAAACUUCAGAUUUGAACAUGCUCAUGGACGCGAUCGAUGUUGCUAUUGCAGCUCGAACAGACUCAAUCUUGCGCGACCAGCUUGAGGAUAUUCUGACAGCGAGCCUCCUGCCCCCGGUCUUGUUUAGGCUCGUUUUGGAUCGCCAAGCUCUCGAGCAGUGCAAUGUGGGAACUGUUCUCCGGAAUGCUUUCAUCAUCCCAAUGCCGAUGGCCUGGACGCUGCUCAAGCGCAUCGACGACAAAAUCAAGGCGCUCGCAACGGCGAUCGAUCAGGACCCAUCCCUCGAGCAUCGUGUUGACAUGGCCGCGGGCUUGGUGCGCCGAGAAGGCAGACCUAUGCCGGCUCAUCUGACCGCCUUGAAGCAGGUGAUCGACAAAUCCUUGCCGACCAGCCAGUCCCCGCUGUCUUUGGAAGAAGCUUGUGCAGCUGCCUAUGCCCUUCGACAGCAUGCUUUCGCUGCCCAGUCCAGCACAGCAAGGAUUUCUCUGGGGACCUUUCAUGAUGGCGCACGUUUCGCCGACCUUCCGCCUGAUGCCGAGACUGCCCAGAACCUCAUGAUUCCCAAACCUUCUGGUCUCGAGGCCAUCAGGUGGGAGGCAAUGGAAGGCCAGUAUGAUGUCUUUCAUCGAGACCUUCGCACGCCUGGCACGGUGUACUUCGGCCUGCUGAACAACGCUGCCGCCGACUUUUUUACCCUUCAUCAGAACGCUCCAGGACAGAAUUACCAAGUUGUCGAUGCUGGCGAUGCCAAGCUAUACCAAAGCAAAGACUUCACCAGCACGCUACAAGCAGAGCGAGUCAAAGCGGUCCAGGCUGCUCUUUCCGAGAACUGGACGGAACAACCACGACCCAAGCUCGCCCUGGGCCUCUUUGUCGACGGGCACGCUUCAGCUUCUGACAUCGAUCCUUGUGUAUACUACGUGGAUCGCGCGAACUACCGCCGCUACUUUCCCGCUGUCUUUUGGCCGAUCUACGGUGUGUGA